AUGCUGGAUCAGAUGCUGGUAAGAGGGAUUUCAUGGCGCCGGUUGUCAGACGUGAUGCUGAUGAUGGGUCCACCUGCACUGGCGCUGGUGGAUCUGGAUCUGGAUCUGGUUCACAGAUGCGCAGCUGCUCUGCCAGGGAUGAGGCAGGAGAGGGCCUUGCUACAGCCAGCAGUGCAGGUGAAGGUAGUGCUAGGGGUGCUAGUAGUGGCAAGCAGGGAGCUGCAUGCAUGGCACGUGUGGCUGCUCUUCCUCACGUGCUGGGCGAUGGAGCAGCAGGCGGAGACAUUGGGCCAAGACAAGGCAGGCAGUGGUAGUGAACGUGGUGAUAGGGGUGGUGAUGUGGAUGGGGAUGGGGAUGGGGAUGGGGAUGGGGAUGUAGGUGGUGGUGGUGCAGAUGCUGGUCUCUCCAACGUGGUAGCCCUCGCGAAUGAUCAGUCUACUGUACCUUCAAGUGUGCUCCACAUGCUGCAGAGCCUUGCUCGAGGAGCUGUUUCAGCGGCUGCCACUGCCACUGGGAAUGCUGCUGCCACAGAAAGCGCUGCUGCUAUUUUGGUGCCUGCACCUGGUGCUGCUAUUGAUAGCGGACCCGCCUAUAACGAGUCUCUGCCUUGCCUGGAGUCGGCAAAGCUCGUGUCGUGGCUGCUGGGUCAGCUCCCGGGUCUCUCCACGCGCCUGUCCGCCUUCGUGCUCCACCGCUUCGCCUCUGCUUCACACUCAGAUGGUUCCUCUCCUUCAACCACGCAUCAUGCCAGCAAGGCAGCACUCACGCCCGAUGCCCCUGCUCCUGCUGCUUCGCUCUCUGCUUCUCUCUCUGCGUCUCUGCUUCCCACCGUUACAAGCACAUCUGCUGCAUCCACUGAAGGCACUGAUUCCACCAAUACGAGCCCGGAAGCCAUGCCACGUGGCGUUGCCUGGGCGCUUGACAUGGCGUUUCCGGACCCUCUUAGUGCAGCGGGGAUGUCACGGGCAGGAGCGGCAGGAGCAACAGGAACAACAGGAGCGGCAGGGCCAGGGGCAGGGCCAGGGGCAGGGCCAGGGCCAGGGGCAGGGGCAGGGGUAAGAGAAGCACGUGGUGCAGGAGGGGGGCACAUGGCGCAUGGGGCGCAGCUGCUGUAUAGGGCGUCCCUGCAUGGCCGUGGCAUUCGCCGGCUCAUGGCUCAGGCUGAAGGCUAUGGUGGUCCCUGGGGCUGUGCUCUCAUGCAGCUCUCGCCCUCCUUCGCGCUCUACAAGCCCACUGGUCUAGCGAAUAAUUUCAUCUGCACUCCAUCUGCAAAGCUGGGGGGCGGCCCUGUUUCUCGUGCUGGUGUUGGUGGGGCUGGUGCUGCUGCUGUGCGCGGGGCAGGGGCAGCAGGGGGGAAGGCGAGGGUGUUGGGGAUAGGCGUGGGGGGCAGCAGGGGGAGGGAGCGGGUGUGGGUGGAUGAGGAGUUUCGAUGUGCUGUUGUGAGACACCAUGCGGUGGAUAAGACCUUCCGCCCCGGUCAUCUGCACCCCGACCAGGGUUACGCAGAGCUGAGUGUGCGUGUAGAGGAUGUGAUUGUAUGGGGUCUGGGUGGCAAGGCAGCAGAGGACAAGAGGGUGGCCUUUCAGCAGCGAGAGCAGCUUUUCACAGAGCAGAGGAGAAAGCUGUGGACCAAGGAGGUGGCUCGAAGCAGCUAG
This is a messenger RNA of Closterium sp. Yama58-4, 1656 nucleotides long. NCBI's taxonomy places the organism in Eukaryota, Viridiplantae, Streptophyta, Zygnematophyceae, Desmidiales, Closteriaceae. The record is from the annotation of a GenBank genome assembly.